AUGUCUACAUUUACCGCACCCAUUCAUUUCAAUGGGCAAGGCUUCACCGCGAAGCUUUCACUCCAAACAAAGAUUCCGAAGCCCGAUAAGCACGAUGAGUCUAAGGCCAUUGACAUUGUAGCUGUCCACGGGCUGACCCCCUGGGAGUCCUUCGCGGGUCCUUCCUUCUGGCUGCGCGAUUUCAUUGCAAAGGAUAUUCGUGGUGCUAGAGUGUUUACAUUUGAUUACGAUUCCAAGGCAGUCUGGCUAUGCGGAGCGCCAUUGAAGAAUAUCCAAGACGUGUCCAGGGCCCUGCUUGCUGAAAUAGCCGCUAUCCGGGAAGGAGUCCCAGUGGCACGACCGCUAGUAUUGAUCUGCCAUGGCUUUGGUGGUUUUAUGGUUGAAUCCUGCUUGAAUGAUGCCUUCACACACCUCCCAAAUAUAAUCGAUUGCACCCGGGGGAUUCUGUUUCUGAGUGCACCGCAACGUACAUCGCCAGAGGUCCCGUGGGAAACGCUCUUGAUGCGCUGCGCGAGAGACAGCAUACAUCUGGGAGACGUCCAGUGGGAAGAAACCAGUGCAACUGUUCUGGGCGAUAUCUCCGAGGGCUUCAAGGCAAAGGCAAAGGCAGCUAAAAAGAUGAAACUGCUAUUCUACUACGAGGAUCGUUCGACGCCUCCACAGCAGGAAUGUAGUUUGAACGAGUACUCGGCAGCUCUUGGUCUUCGUCGCGAGAAGGUCCAGUUGAUGGUCGGUUGCAGCCACCUCUCCAUGGCAAGUUUCCUAAGCAGGGAGGAUGAGAACUACAAAGCAAUUCUCUCUGCCAUCAAGAAGAUCCGAAAGGCGGCAUUGAGCGAUACUUCUACUUUGGGAUUUUCUGAAUCUGGGCCGCAUAAUGAGCUUGAAGAAAUCCAGAAUCCAGGAGACAUUGAGGCAUACCAGGCCAUGACUGUACAUGCUGUCCCGAGUACUUCGGUCAUGGACCAACAGAAUUCCAACUUGCAGAACGCAGUUACGACUACCCACAAUACGCCCAAAGUUACUCCAUUCUCGCCGACGCCAAUGCAUGCAUUUGGUACUCGUGAAUCGAGCUUCAGAACAUGGCCAGGUGCCAUGAUCACCCCUGGGCAGCCGGACCCAAAUCACAUCAUCCAUGGUGCGCCAGGGAUCUCCAUCUCGACCUAUUCCUCUAGUCCGCAAUUGGGGCAAGUUGAUCCAAAUCAGAUGAAGAUUCCCAGGCGCCCUGUUCCCCAUCCACCUAGUAGGCCAAUAAUUGCACGAAAUAUGUCUGCUCCGGCUCCGAUAUCAAAUUCCUCUGGUCACGGAAUUGACCCUGUCAAGCAACACCUACAGUCAACUUUGCCACCACAAAGACCUCAUUUUGCAUCUGGACAAUGGGGACAGGAAAUACAGCACCCUCAAAACAUACCCAGCAGCAUUGCGCCGGUAACUACACUAGGACCAAACUCCUCUGCCAAGUCAGACACGAAGCCCAAACGGCCACACGAGGCCGGCCCUCUGAGUCCAGCACAACUACCAUCAAAUUCCGGAAAUGCAGUACCCAGGCCACUAGCUAUCCGUCAACAUGUCGGUAGUGAGGGCAUGUCUCCUGGUAAUAUUCACAGGACUGGCCAGCAAAUGCACUAUCCAAUUACCAAUGGAAUACCAACCAAUUCAUCCCAACAUAUGUCCCCGCAGCCUAGUUCAAGGACCUAUCAAUAUCCUCCAGUCAAUCAUCCACUUCCUACCCAGCAUCCAAUGGCUCAUGCAACCCCAACAAUGCCGAAUCAAGUGAAAUCCCCAAAGAAAGUGACAAAGCCGAAGGUACCCUCAGACGAGCAACGAUUCAAACCUCAAAAGCUACCAGGGACCAACCCUGUGCCGCAAAAAACCUAUCAUCAGGAUUUUUCUUCGACGCAUAUUCCCCCCACUCCACAGCAAGGUCUACGUGAACUGCAGCCACACCCACAGCCAAACUAUACCUCACCCCCCAAGAGCCCCGGGCUCUGGAAGAGGAUUUUCUCGGGUAGCAAGGGUUCGAAUCCGGUCCCCACCCCAGCGGUCCAUGGAGUGCCCUUAGAACCUCAAAUUGCUGCGCACCAGCCGUACCAGCCAUACCAGCCGUACCGGGCUCCGUCCAGACCGACCAGCUUGGGAGGCCCUGGAGCAUUAUCAGGAUCUAAGAUUAGUGCACACCAGCCAUACCAGUCAUACCAGCCGUAUCAGCCUCCGUCCAGACCCACCGGCUUGGGGGGCCCUGGAGCACAUGCGGGAUCUCAAAUUGGUGCACACCAGCCGUACCAGCCGUACCAGACUCCGUCCAGGCCGACCAGUUUGGGAGGCCCUGUGGCAAUCUCUGGAUCUCAACUUGUUGCACACCAACAGUACCAGCCGUAUCAGCCUCCAUCUAGACCCACCAGCUUAGGAGGCCCUGGAGCACACUGGGGGUCACAAAGCGGUCUACACCAGCCGUCUAAAGCGCCCAAAGAACUCAAAGAACCCAAAGAGCCAAAACUUCCGAAAGCUCCCAAAGAACCCAAAGCUCCCAAAGCUCCCAAGCCGUCCACACCUCCGUCCAGACCUACCAGCUUAGGAGGCCUGGCGGUACACCCAGGGCCACAAAGUGUCCCACACCACUCGCCCAAGCCGCCCAAGCCUACAUCCAGGCCACGCAGCCUGGGAGGCCCUGGAGUGCACCCUGGACCGCCAAGUGGUCCGAACCAACCGUAUAAGUCAUACAAGCCUCCAACCAGGCCGAUCAGUUUAGGAGGCCCUAAGUUACCCCUGGGAUCCCAUGGUGGUCCACAGCAGCCAUACAAGCCAUACAAGCCUCCAUCCAGGCCGCCCAUGUCAGGAGGCCAUGGCGGACACUCAGGCCCACAGGCUGGUCCAUACCAGCCGUACAAACCUGGGUCAAAUGCCCACUCGUCAUCGUCGCAUGGUCCAUUCAUGCAUGGUCACAACCCUAAUGGUCAUUUCGGCUCAGGAGAGCAUCAACCUUGGGAACAGGGUAACCAGGGGGGACAUGGUCAUGGCUUUUAUCCUGGACUAGGCCAAAUUCCUGGUCACGGUGCUGGUAAUGGUCCAGUCGAGCCGACAGAUCCAGCUAAGCCGACAGUCCCAUCUGAGCCACCGAGCCCAGUUAAACCUCCUGGUCCAGCUGAGAAUACACCUCCAACCAAGCCGACAGAGCCAGCGGAACCGACUGUUCCAGCACAGUCGACAGAUCCCGCUGAGUCAACUGGCCCGGUCAAGCCUCCGGGUCCAGUUGAGCCGAUAGCUCCAGGUCAGCCGACAGAUCCAGCGGAACCAACGGGCGAGGUGAAGCCUCCAAGUCUAGUUGAUCCUGCGGAUCCAGUUCAGCCGACAGAUCCAGCUAAGCCACAAGGUCUAGUUGAUCCUACAGGUCCAUCUGAUCCAACAGUCCCGGUCAGCACUACGGGUCCAGUCGGGGUGACAGAUCCAGCUCAACUGGUAGAUUCAGCUAGGCCACGAGGUCCGGUUUAUCCUACACAUCCAGUUCAGCCGACUGAUCCAGCUCAGACAAGAAGUCUAGUUGAUCCUACAGAUCUUUCUAGGCCAAUAUUCCCGGUCGGCCCUGUAGGUCCAGUCCAGCCAACAGAUCCAGUCCAGCCGACAUACCCAGCUCAGCCAAGAGAUCUCUUUGAGCCUACAGGUCCAGUCCAGCCAACAGACCCAGCUAGGCCAGUAGGUCUGGCCAAUUCUACAGGUCUAACAGGUCCGGUCGGCCCUGCAAGUGCAGUUAAUCCUGCAUGGCCAGCCCAGUCGACGGCUCCAGUCGGAUACGCAAGCCCUAUUUGGUCGGCAGCACCCGGGUUUCCUCAUACUGAGAAUAAUGGGCAGGUCUGGAACCCUGGUCACAGUCAAGAUCAGACCCAUCAGUCCCAGAGCCAGAGCAGUAGAGGUGGAAAUGUUGCCGCUGGCCUUGCGGGUCUGGCUAUAGGAGGGGCUGGUGCGGCUAUUCUAAUGGCCUCCAUGAACCAAAGCGACGAUGGUGAGGACGAUGAUAGUGAUGAUGAAGAGGGGGAACACAAUGGCGAAGGGGAUAGUGACGAUUCUGAGGACAGUGAUGAAGGAGAAGACAGUGAUCAAGCUGAGGACAGUGACGAAGCUGAAGACAGUGAUCAAGCUGAGGACAGUGACCAGGCUGAGGACAGUGACCAGACUGAGGACAGUGACGAAGCUGAAGAUAGCGACGAAGCUGAGGACAGUGAUGAAGCUGAUGACAGUGAUGAAGCUGAGGACAGUGACCAGGCUGAGGACAGUGACGAAUCUGAAGAUAGCGACGAAGCUGAAGAUAGCGAUGAAGCUGAAGAUAGCGACGAAGCUGAAGACAGUGAUGAAGCUGAGGACAGUGACCAGGCUGAGGAUAGUGACGAAGCUGAAGAUAGCGACGAAGCUGAAGACAGUGACCAGGCUGAAGACAGUGAAGCUGAGGAUAGUUGUGAAGGCGAGGAGAGCGACGAAGAGGUGGAAGAUAGCAGUGAGGAAGAGGAAGACGAGUAUGCUCACAGCUUUGAUGAAGAUGAUGAUGACGGAGACGGCUAUGAUUCAGACUAUUGA
Penicillium griseofulvum is the source of this 4563-nucleotide messenger RNA. RefSeq names its product alpha/beta hydrolase. The transcript is spliced from 3 exons. NCBI's taxonomy places the organism in Eukaryota, Fungi, Ascomycota, Eurotiomycetes, Eurotiales, Aspergillaceae. The coding region runs from base 1 to 4563 and encodes 1520 amino acids. The record is from RefSeq and is a predicted model, not a curated record.